Molecule: messenger RNA, 6910 nt
Organism: Oncorhynchus keta (chum salmon)
Lineage: Eukaryota; Metazoa; Chordata; Actinopteri; Salmoniformes; Salmonidae
Product: synaptopodin-2-like
Exons: 4
Coding region: 131-4678 (1515 amino acids)
Biological process (GO): positive regulation of actin filament bundle assembly
Cellular component (GO): Z disc; actin cytoskeleton; nucleus
Molecular function (GO): actin binding
Source: RefSeq, a predicted model, not a curated record
GGACUCUGCAUAACGUGCAGAUGAUGGGAAUUAUACUGCACUGUGCUGCUCUUGGUUUCAUAGAGCCCUGUUGGUCCAACUCCGGACAAUUUGAUGAUAGCGGUUUUGGUGGGAGCCUGUUGCGUGUGGCAUGGGCACUGGGGAUUAUAUCUGUGUUACGGUGCACGGAGGCGCGCCCUGGGGCUUCAGUCUCCGCGAGGGAGAGGGGGAUGACUACCGGCGUUUGCAGGUUUAUCAGGUGGAAGAGGGCGGUCAUGCGUCCCUGGCCGGGAUCUGCGAGGGGGACGAGGUGGUGUCGCUGAAUGGAGAACCCUGCGGGGAGCUUUCCCUCCCAAAAGCAAAUGCUCUCAUUGACGCCUCCGUCGACUGCCUGCAACUACUGGUCAAAAGAUGGCACACCAUAUCCCCUGAGGAUUUUCAUUCAGAGACCUACUUUGGCACAAGGGAGUCCUCUGGUGAGGCUUUGGAAAGCACCACCCUCCACAUCCUGUCCCCUGGCAGGUCCCAACCCCCCAGGGAGCUCUACAUCGCUGAUUCCCAGGACGAGGCCUACUAUGGGGAGACAGAGAGUGACAUGGAGGCCCCCGGAGGGAUCCAUCUGGUCCGCACCCAGCUCUGCGUACCUGCGCCUGAGGAGUGCCAGUUCCCCAGAGGAGGAGGGGACAAAGGUCGAGAGGGACCCCAGGGGGGGAGCUUCUCCCCUGGGGCAAUGGUGGAGCUACAGUUGUCCCUCGCCGAACACACCCUGGAGGAUCCCGUCUGCACCUCCCUGGGGAGUGCUCUUGGAAUAGAGGGGGAGAUUCAGGCGAGAGAGGCCCUCAAGAACGAGGCCCUCCUUCACACCACCACCCACUCGCUCUACGUCCCUGGCCCAGCUCGGGAGCCCCUGAGUCAGCAUGGAGUGGUGCUGAGCUCCCCCCCUCUGCUCGGCCAGGUGGAGGUCACCCUGCAGAGGGGCUCUCCUCGCCUGGUAGAAGGGGUAGUCGUCUAUGGGGCCAGUGGAAGUGUUGGUGAAGCCCCUGGGGAGGAAGGAGGAGGGAAAAGCCAGGGAGCCUCCUUCACCGUCUCCUUUGGAAUUCCCACAGAGGGGGCCGAACCAGCAGCGGAGCGAGACUCAGAUUCAGAGAAGGACCUUGAGAAACCUAACAAGCACCGGGCCAAGCACGCCAGGCUCAGGCGCAGUGAGAGCCUGUCAGACAAGCAGGUGAAGGAGGCCAAGUCUAAAUGUAAGCGCAUUGCUAUCCUUCUGAACGCUGAAGCUCCCAACCCCAACAACAAGGGGGUGUUGAUGUUCAAGAGGCAUCGACAGAGGGCCAAGAAGUACACACUCGUCAGCUACGGCACCGGUGAGAGUGAACCAGAGUACGAGGUCGACGACAGCGACGAGGAAGACGCCAGAGCGAUCAAAUUCACCCUCGUAGCCACCACCAGCGGAUCAGAGCUUGAGGAGGACUUUAUCACGAAUGCCCAGGGCGGUGGCAGAGUGCUAACCUUCGACUGGGACACAGGACUACUCGAGAUCGAGCGCAAGCUCAACUCCGGAGAGGAGAUGGAGCAACUGCCCAACACCACGGGAAAGGGGGCCACAAUGUUCGCCCAUCGCCGCCAGCGCAUGGAUGAGAUCGUUGGCGAACAUGAGGAGAUGAGACGCCAGGGGAUUCCCGUGGAGGGGGUACAGGAGGUGGAGAAACAUGCAGCCAACCAGCAGAUGGAGGAGCGCUCGUACAUGCAGGCCACCACAGAGAGGCAGGCCUACAUGGACUUUAGCAUGCACCAGAAGCAGCAGCAACAGUAUCAGAAGUACCAAGAGCAGCAGUACUAUGAACAGCAGCAGCAGCAGCAACAACAACAGUACGAGCAGCAGCAAUACCAGCAGCAACAACAACAGUACGAACAGCAGCAGUACCAGCAGCAACAACAAUAUCAUCAACAGCAGCAAGAGUACCAACAGCAGCAUAUUCAGCAGUACUCCUCUAACAUGAAUGGCAUGGCCAACCAUCAAACCAAUGAAAUGCAGAGUUCCAUGAGCAAUCAAACUGCCCAACCCUUCUCAUUACAAAACCAGAUGCCCGCCCUGUUUUCUGCCCCAGUGAGUGGGAGCAACCAAGAGAUGAUGGGUCAGGGAGAGCAGAUUGCCUCACGCGACGAGCGCAUUUCGACGCCAGCAAUCAAGUCUGGGAUCUUGCAGGACACAAGGAACAGGUUCAAGGGCAAGCCAAUGUUCAAUUUCAAACAAGCACCCAAAGUGUCACCCAACCCCGAGCUUCUGAAUCUCCUCAACAGGAGUGACAAGAAGUUGGAUUCCGAGUCAUGCACGGAAGAGGACUAUCUUAGCUUGGGUGCUGAGGCUUGCAACUUCCUCCAGUCACCAAGGGUCAAGCAUAAAACGCCUCCACCAGUGGCUCCCAAGCCCAUCAUUAACCCAAACUCUCCACCCUGGUCCCCUCAGCCUGAGCUGGCCAACCAGGAGUUGCCACUGCAUGCUGAAAAUAGCGUCCCUGCACCUGCUGCAGCCCUUGAGACCGAGUCCGCCCCAGAACCGGCCCCAGAGCCCUCCCCUCCUUUUGCCCCCCAGGAAGCUCCUGUUCCUGCCAAGCCCCCCUCUCCAGCCAAACACACAUGGAGUCCCCCAGGGUCCCAGGCACAGCAGCAGCAGCCCCAGCAAGCGCCAGCCUGGGGAGGAAAUGGUCCCUCACCAACUCAGCCUCAUUCGCAACCCGAGCCUCAAGUGAGUUCCUGGGCUCCGUCACUAACACAGGCAUCACAGCAGCCACUUGUGAGUACUUGGCCACCUGCUGAAAUGAAGCACCAGGCUCCAGCUCCAAGUAAGUCCCCACCACAGCUCCCUUGGGUGACUCCCCAACCACCCCCUCCUCAGCCUCAGCCACCCAUUAAUUCUUGGGCUAUAGCGCCUGCCCAGUCACAACUCCAAUGGGUUCAACCUCAAGAACAGCAACAGCCCCAGGCACCUUGGGCUCAACCUCAAGAACAAGCACAGCAACAUCCCCAGGCACCUUGGGCUAAACAGCCUCAGUCUCCAGAACAGGCUUGGCCCCAGGACCAGCCUCAGCCACCUUGGGUGUCAUCAUCUCAGCCUCCAAUGAAUGCAUGGACACCACCACAGAGCCAUACCCAGCCACAACAACCACCUUGGGCCCAACAAGCUCAACCCCAACAUCCAGCUCAGCCUCAACCCCAUAUGAAUGCAUGGGCCCCAGCACCUGCUCAGGCUCAGGUCCAGCCUCCAUGGGCCCAGCUAUCUCCAGAGCAAGAACAGCCACCCAUGAAUGCCUGGGCCCCAGAUCAGAAUCAGGCCCGGCCACAGCCACCUUGGGUCCAACCACCUUCAACCCAAUCCUCACCCCAGCAAAACUGGCAACAACCACCUCCACAGCAGGCACCCUUACAGCCACCUAUGAAUGCAUGGGCCCCAGCUCAGGCACAGCCUCAGACACACACAAGUACCUGGGCCCCACAACCACAGCAAGCCCCAGUGAAUACUCAGACCUGGAUGCACAGAGUGUGUCAACCUUCUCCAAAACCUUGGAAUGCUCCACAAAGUGCUCCCUGUUCUACUCCUCCACCUCCCCCACAGCGAAUUAACUCUUACACACUUGACGAAAGGUCCUCGUCACCCGUCAUCAAUCCAAUGGCCAGUGUUUUGGCACCAGUAGGAGGAAUGGGCUCGGCUUUGUCGAUGCCAGCGGUUCGGGGGAAAGGAGCCGAUUUGUUCGCCAAGAGGCAGUCUCGUAUGGAGAAGUAUGUCGUGGAUUCGGACACUGUGCUGGCAGCCACUGCACAGGCAGCACAGCAAGCCCAGGCAGCCACUGUGCAGGCAAACAAGGCAAGGCCCACGUCGCCCUCUCCCUCCGUACCUCAUCCGUGGAAAUAUUCACCCAAUUGCAGAGCUCCCCCUACAUCGAAUUACAACCCCAUACAGUCCCCUUCCUACCCACCAGGGGCCAUUAAGCAACCCCCUCCAUCUAGCCCUGUGGUCAAAGCAAAGAAAGGGAAAGGCAAACCUGCCUGCAAACCCCUUGCCGUUAUAGAUGUCAUGAAACAUCAGCCUUAUCAGCUCAAUGCCUCCCUCUUUACUUAUGGCCCAGCAGUGGAGGCUGCCGAGGCUGCCAAGGCCGCCGCACCAAAGCCUGCCCCAGUCCCUCCAAACCAAAACCAACCAAUAAGAUAUGAGCACGCUGCCCCUGUCCAGCCGGCUGGACAAAUGAAUGCUCCCUAUUCACAGCAGCCCCAGCAGCUCUACGGGAUUACCCCUCAACCACCCAUGCAUGAUAGUCCAUACCACCCAGCCUCACCUAAUGCUUACCAGCCAUCUAACAAUCCCUACCAGCAGGUUCCUGCUGGCCCUUACCAACAUCCAUAUAAUCCCCCUUACAAACAAGCCCCUCCAGACCCUUAUCAAUCCCAGCAGCAAGCUCAAAACCCUUCUUACCAACACACCCCCCAAGGUCCUUAUCAGCCAUCCCAUAGCCCCCCCUACCAAGCAGCACCCCAAGCCCCAUACCAGCCACUACCUCCCAGUACCUACGUGGUGCCCAGCUUUCCCAUAGCGGCAAAGUCUGAGUCAGUCUCUGGGGGCAGCACCGCUCCAAAGCCCAGGUUCAUGGCCAAAAAGAGUUCAGCCCAGGUGUGGAAGCCAGCAGCUGUGGGGAAAGAGUAAUUCUGAUAGCAUAAUUAAGUGAUCUUUCCUUAAAAGAACAGUAGAUCUAGUUACAACAUAUACAUGCACAGUACAUUCAUAUAAAUGCUAUAUAUUCAUAGAAAGCUUUUAAGAUGCCUUUUCAACAUUUUAUAGCCAACAUAUUUUUUUAAAUAAAUACUAGAAUUUUAAAAAGGCCCGAUGCAGCUGUUUUGAUCUCAAUAUCAAAUCAUUUCUGUGUAAGAAUUAAGUACCUUACUGUUUUAUUUUUUAAUUAAAAUGGUUAAAAACAAACAAAUUGCGUCUUAGCAAAGAGCAAUUUCUCAAGCAAGAAUUUUGCUAGGACUGUCUGGGAGUGGUCUAAGUGAGGGGCCUAAUUGGACGAGCCUAAUGGGAGGGUUACAUAACCUGAAAACUAGAUGUUAUUGGUAGAGUGGUUUGAAACUAUUUGUUAUUGGUAUAUUAACUUAUACUGCCUGGUGAUGUCGGCAGGCAGGCCAAAACGCCAUCCAACCAAAGUUUCAGGCUCUUACACUGAAAUGGCAUUAUCAUAUUGUCACAAUUCCCCAGUAUUAUUCCAACCUCAUACUGUGGAAAAAUAUAUAUAAAACACAGGAUAUUCACAUUUUUGACUGCACUGGGCCUUUAAUAUAUAAAAUUUGGAUGUAUUUUUCCACCUGCUAUGCAUUCACUCUUUACAUGUAUACAACUAUAUAAUAUCUUCGUUUUUCAAGCAAAGCUUUUCAAUGUUGGUUUCUUUGCAAUAUUGCAAUGCACAAUACAUAGAAAAUUAAAUAUGAUAUUGAUAUAUCUCAAUUAUCUAAGCCCAAAAAUGAUAAAAUGUAGUUUUUCAGGAAAUCCACAAAAUGCAUUCAAUAGACUUAUGAUGUGUGCAGGCAUUGCCAGAAUGUGAACGAGGAUAAUAGCCAGCAAGAAUUCAGAGGAACAGGUGAAUGUAUAUUGCUGAGAAAGUUACAAUUGGAAAUGAGAGAUACUUUAAAGGGAAUUUAAGAAAAGGUUGGAGUACUAAGGCGGUGUGUGAGCCAGUGACAAGUUUGAUAAGAUCUUCUGCAAUAUCAACAGUGUAUUUGUUAGCUGUUAAGAUGUGCAAUAAUUUGUCAAAAUUGACCUUGAAUGAUCUGAGAAGAAAAUUAUUAGUAGCGACUAAGAGGUUUAAGACACUGAGAGCUUGGCACCAUAAGGCUCUAUCUGCUAAAAGACCAUUCUGAGAUAAUUGGCUGUACAGUUUCAAACCCUCAUUGGUUUGAAAGGUGUCAGUAAUUUUUAAACUUAUUCUAUUAAGUGUAACAACAUGAAUUGGGGGUAUUUAGAGUACUUUAUAGGUAGAGAACAUUGAACAGAACAAGACUACGUCAAUGACAACAUUUGGACAACAAUGUAGAUAGAACCUUAUCGUCCCAAGCUCUCGACAUGGUUUGGGAGACCAGGAGUGGUCAGUGGAAACAUAUUUAGGGUCAGGUUUGAGAGCCGCCUGGCUUCAUUUGACAUGUGUUUUGUAAGUACAGUGACGUUACUUAGAUUUGGUGGAUAUAAUGUUCAUAUGCAAUAGUGAAUAGGAAACAUGGCUACUUCAUUUACCAAACAUUCAUAAAUUGCAUUGCAAAAAGGGAAUGUUUUGUAUUUUAUAAAUUGAAGUAUACAUAUAAAAGUCUUGUAUUUUUUUCUUAGGGUCCCGUCUCCUGGAGGUGGAAGGUACUUGCACAAGUUUAAGAUGUAGAUCUGGUACAAUUUCAAUCAGUGUCUUCCAAAAGACCCUGCUUGAAUUGUUUUAGAUUCAUUUUUACCAGUUAUUGCGUCAUGUUAGGUCACUAAAUGUAAACUUUUCCAUGUCACAGAUGAUGUGUGUGCGUGAGUGAAAGCUGUCGGUUUGGGAGGAUUAGUGGGCUCGUAUUAUUUCAACAACAUGAAUGGCAGUCGCUCACUAGACCUCCAGCUAUUCUGUCUUUUCUCACGCUUCUAAUUUUAGCUUUGCAUAUUUUUUUCCCCUGUUUCUGUACACCUGCUUUGGUUUAACAUAAUGGCCAAAAAAGACAUUAAAAAGAGAUAUUGAAAUAAGCAGUUACAGAAAAAGGGGAGUUUGGAUGAACCACCCUGUCAUUUGAAUGGCAUACAUUUGUUAGUGUUGCUUUCUCUUGUUCUGUCGAUUCUUUUUCAUUUUCUUUUGUGUUUCUUUUUCAUAGUGCACUUUCUGUACGAUUCAUGUCAGUGCCAUUAAAAUGCCUUUUACCCUUA